Molecule: messenger RNA, 2511 nt
Organism: Ooceraea biroi (clonal raider ant)
Lineage: Eukaryota; Metazoa; Arthropoda; Insecta; Hymenoptera; Formicidae
Gene: CarT
Product: Carcinine transporter
Biological process (GO): transmembrane transport
Cellular component (GO): membrane
Molecular function (GO): transmembrane transporter activity
Source: RefSeq, a predicted model, not a curated record
GAAGUUGAAGCUUAUCGAAAUGGAGCAGCAAGAUGAUAAUGGCUCAACGCGGACUGAUGAUAACGUGAGAGAACCCAGGGUUGCCGAGGGUGACGAAGGCUUCGAUCUCGACGAUCUCCUGCCAAUCGUUGGCGAAUUCGGUCGUUAUCAGAAACAACUAUUGUGGCUGGUUUGUCUGCCAGCGUGUCUUCCCUGUGGGUUUUGCGCUUUUAAUCAGCUGUUCAUGGCAGAUACACCACCGCAUUGGUGCAAAGUGCCAGGUCUCGAAGACAUGGACGUUGCUCGCAGAAGGAGGCUCGCUAUUCCCGCGAGUCAGGUGCAGUCGAUAGUGCGAAAAAUAGGGGACGACAACGAGACAUACAGCCAAUGCAUGCGAUACGACGUCGACUGGACGACGAUGACGACGACGACGACGACAGAGAAUUACUCUGUCGUGACGACGUACUCGUCCGUUCCAAACGCAUCGUGGUUCAUCGUACCCUGCGAUCAUGGUUGGGAGUAUGAGACUUCAGAGAUAACAUCGUCCAUCGUUAUCGAUUUUGAUCUCGUGUGCGAUCGAGCAAUUUAUCCGACGAUUGGUUUAGUAGCCCUCAAUACAGGAGGUCCAAUAGGAGUGUAUCUAUUCGGUACAUUAAACGAUAGAAUCGGUCGAAGAAUAUCUUUCUUCACAUGUUUGGCGACGUUAAUAGUAGGCGGCUUCCUGACAUCGAUAUCGAAUAAUUUUUGGACUUGGGCCUUUACGCGUUUUAUCGUCGGCUUGACGAUACCAGCAAUUUAUCAGAUUCCUUUUAUUAUCUCCUUGGAACUGGUCGGCCCUAAUUAUCGCUCAUUUGUGACGGUUAUGACAUGCACUUUCUAUACGAUGGGCCUCUGCAUGCUAGCAGGCGUCACAUAUUUGAUACGAGAUUGGCGAACACUCGCUAUAACUACGAGUGCGCCUUUCCUGAUUUAUUUCUUUUACUGGUGGUUUUUACCGGAAUCACCGCGAUGGUUAUUAGCGAAAGGUCGUUUAAGCGAGGCCAAUGAUAUUCUUGAGACCUUAGCUCGAGUGAAUGGUAAGGAGCUUCCGGUAGCGUUCACACAGAAGCUUCGCCAACGUAUGACAAUGUCGAGGUCGACAAGUGAGGAAGAGAGAUUGCGUAACGGACCUGGUGUUCUCUCGCUUUUCAAAACACCAAACAUGCGCCUCAAGACAUGUCUUAUCACUCUAAAUUGGUUCGCCAACAAUAUGGUAUACGUUGGCCUCUCUUAUUACGGGCCAGCUUUGGGGAAUGAGGAACAUUUGAGUUUCCUGUUUUCUUCUCUCGCCGAGAUACCCAGUUACCUGGCUUGUUGGAUUGUAAUGGAUCGAUGGGGUCGUCGAUGGCCGCUUUGCCUGUGCAUGGUUAUGGCCGGGGCAUCGUGUAUUGCCACGGUGUUGCUGUCACCCGAUGCUGUCAUGGAAACCUUGAUAUUAUUUCUUAUAUCGAAGUCUGCGAUAUCGGCAUCGUUUCUAAUUAUUUAUCCCUUUGCCGGGGAACUUUAUCCCACACAAUUGCGCGGGGUGGCUAUUGGCUUCUCUGCGUACAUUAGCGGUCUCGGACUCAUCAUUAUACCCUUCGUAACGUAUCUCGGGAGAGAGAAUCUCGUCUUGCCUCUAGUUAUUUUGGGCGCCAUCGCAGUAAUAGGUGGUUUAUCCGGACUGCGAUUACCGGAAACGUUACAUCACCGUCUGCCACAGACGGUUGAGGAAGGAGAAUUGUUCGGCAAGGAUUGGACGUGUGCUGAUUUCAUUCGUUGUGUUCCAACAAAAUACGCACCAUCAUCAAUCGCGGCUUCUUAUGAGGAUUUGUCAGCACGAGAAACAGUAGAGAUGCAUGAAGUACCGAUUGCCUCAUCCAUUAUGGAGGAGCAACAACGAUUAAACGCGGCAAGUGUUCGCCGAUUAGUUCGUCAAUCUAGCGUAAUGGAUACCCAACGUGAUUCUGACGGAAGCAUGAAGAUGACUUAUUGGUUUUAACUUUCAUUGUUUUUAUCGUUUUACGUUCUAGUCAAUAUAAAGUCGAAAGAGUUUUUUUCUAUCUCUUCCAUAUUAUUUUAUUAAAUAUUUUUAAUGUUAAGAAAAAUUAUUCUUUCUCGAUUGAUCUCUAUAUAUUGGGUUGUGACAAAAGUUCGUAGCGUUAUUUUAAUGAAAUUCUAAAGCAAAAUUAUUAUAUAUGUAUAUGUAUAAAUAUUUAUUCAAUUACAUAUGCGCAGUCUUGUUCUACUAACAUUUGUCAUUUUGGUAGCUUCAUGCUUUCAUCUUUCCUUGAGAACUUGUCAUCUUUUUUUAUAAAAAUAAAUUAAACAAUGCUAUAGACUUUUGUUACAACCCAAUAUAUUAUCUAAUAUAUGCGUGUGUGUGACUCUGUGUGUGUCUAUAAAAGAAGUAAUUCCAUUAAAUAAAUAAUAUUUUAAUAAAAAACUUGUGAGUUUAUAUUGCUUAUAUUACUUACAUCUACUUAAUCAACGAAUCUUUUUCUUCAUAUCUCU